CGCAGCGAGCAGAGGAGGUGAACAUGAGUAAACAUGAGGGGUUGAGUGGAGCAGUGCAGCGAGCAGAGGAGGUGAACAUGAGUAAACAUGAGGGGUUGAGUGGAGCAGUGCAGCGAGCAGAGGAGGUGAACAUGAGUAAACAUGAGGGGUUGAGUGGAGCAGUGCAGCGAGCAGAGGAGGUGAACAUGAGUAAACAUGAGGGGUUGAGUGGAGCAGCGCAGCGAGCAGAGGAGGUGAACAUGAGUAAACAUGAGGGGUUGAGUGGAGCAGCGCAGCGAGCAGAGGAGGUGAACAUGAGUAAACAUGAGGGGUUGAGUGGAGCAGUGCAGCGAGCAGAGGAGGUGAACAUGAGUAAAAAUGAGGGGUUGAGUGGAGCAGCGCAGCGAGCAGAGGAGGUGAACAUGAGUAAAAAUGAGGGGUUGAGUGGAGCAGCGCAGCGAGCAGAGGAGGUGAACAUGAGUAAACAUGAGGGGUUGAGUGGAGCAGUGCAGCGAGCAGAGGAGGUGAACAUGAGUAAACAUGAGGGGUUGAGUGGAGCAGCGCAGCAAGCAGAGGAGGUGAACAUGAGUAAACAUGAGGGGUUGAGUGGAGCAGCGCAGCAAGCAGAGGAGGUGAACAUGAGUAAACAUGAGGGGUUGAGUGGAGCAGUGCAGCGAGCAGAGGAGGUGAACAUGAGUAAACAUGAGGGGUUGAGUGGAGCAGCGCAGCGAGCAGAGGAGGUGAACAUGAGUAAACAUGAGGGGUUGAGUGGAGCAGUGCAGCGAGCAGAGGAGGUGAACAUGAGUAAACAUGAGGGUGGAGCAGUGCAGCGAGCAGAGGAGGUGAACAUGAGUAAACAUGAGGGGUUGAGUGGAGCAGCGCAGCAAGCAGAGGAGGUGAACAUGAGUAAACAUGAGGGGUUGAGUGGAGCAGCGCAGCGAGCAGAGGAGGUGAACAUGAGUAAACAUGAGGGGUUGAGUGGAGCAGUGCAGCGAGCAGAGGAGGUGAACAUGAGUAAACAUGAGGGGUUGAGUGGAGCAGUGCAGCGAGCAGAGGAGGUGAACAUGAGUAAACAUGAGGGGUUGAGUGGAGCAGUGCAGCGAGCAGAGGAGGUGAACAUGAGUAAACAUGAGGGGUUGAGUGGAGCAGUGCAGCGAGCAGAGGAGGUGAACAUGAGUAAACAUGAGGGGUUGAGUGGAGCAGUGCAGCGAGCAGAGGAGGUGAACAUGAGUAAACAUGAGGGGUUGAGUGGAGCAGCGCAGCGAGCAGAGGAGGUGAACAUGAGUAAACAUGAGGGGUUGAGUGGAGCAGUGCAGCGAGCAGAGGAGUGCAGCAAGCGAGCAGAGGAGGUGAACAUGAGUAAACAUGAGGGGUUGAGUGGAGCAGUGCAGCGAGCAGAGGAGGUGAACAUGAGUAAACAUGAGGGGUUGAGUGGAGCAGUGCAGCGAGCAGAGGAGGUGAACAUGAGUAAACAUGAGGGGUUGAGUGGAGCAGCGCAGCGAGCAGAGGAGGUGAACAUGAGUAAACAUGAGGGGUUGAGUGGAGCAGUGCAGCAAACAGAGGAGGUGAACAUGAGUAAACAUGAGGGGUUGAGUGGAGCAGCGCAGCAAACAGAGGAGGUGAACAUGAGUAAACAUGAGGGGUUGAGUGGAGCAGUGCAGCGAGCAGAGGAGGUGAACAUGAGUAAACAUGAGGGGUUGAGUGGAGCAGUGCAGCGAGCAGAGGAGGUGAACAUGAGUAAACAUGAGGGGUUGAGUGGAGCAGUGCAGCGAGCAGAGGAGGUGAACAUGAGUAAACAUGAGGGGUUGAGUGGAGCAGUGCAGCGAGCAGAGGAGGUGAACAUGAGUAAACAUGAGGGGUUGAGUGGAGCAGUGCAGCGAGCAGAGGAGGUGAACAUGAGUAAACAUGAGGGGUUGAGUGGAGCAGUGCAGCGAGCAGAGGAGGUGAACAUGAGUAAACAUGAGGGGUUGAGUGGAGCAGUGCAGCGAGCAGAGGAGGUGAACAUGAGUAAACAUGAGGGGUUGAGUGGAGCAGUGCAGCGAGCAGAGGAGGUGAACAUGAGUAAACAUGAGGGGUUGAGUGGAGCAGCGCAGCAAGCAGAGGAGGUGAACAUGAGUAAACAUGAGGGGUUGAGUGGAGCAGCGCAGCAAGCAGAGGAGGUGAACAUGAGUAAACAUGAGGGGUUGAGUGGAGCAGCGCAGCGAGCAGAGGAGGUGAACAUGAGUAAACAUGAGGGGUUGAGUGGAGCAGCGCAGCGAGCAGAGGAGGUGAACAUGAGUAAACAUGAGGGGUUGAGUGGAGCAGUGCAGCGAGCAGAGGAGGUGAACAUGAGUAAACAUGAGGGGUUGAGUGGAGCAGUGCAGCGAGCAGAGGAGGUGAACAUGAGUAAACAUGAGGGGUUGAGUGGAGCAGUGCAGCGAGCAGAGGAGGUGAACAUGAGUAAACAUGAGGGGUUGAGUGGAGCAGUGCAGCGAGCAGAGGAGGUGAACAUGAGUAAACAUGAGGGGUUGAGUGGAGCAGUGCAGCGAGCAGAGGAGGUGAACAUGAGUAAACAUGAGGGGUUGAGUGGAGCAGUGCAGCGAGCAGAGGAGGUGAACAUGAGUAAACAUGAGGGGUUGAGUGGAGCAGUGCAGCGAGCAGAGGAGGUGAACAUGAGUAAACAUGAGGGGUUGAGUGGAGCAGUGCAGCGAGCAGAGGAGGUGAACAUGAGUAAACAUGAGGGGUUGAGUGGAGCAGUGCAGCGAGCAGAGGAGGUGAACAUGAGUAAACAUGAGGGGUUGAGUGGAGCAGUGCAGCGAGCAGAGGAGGUGAACAUGAGUAAACAUGAGGGGUUGAGUGGAGCAGUGCAGCGAGCAGAGGAGGUGAACAUGAGUAAACAUGAGGGGUUGAGUGGAGCAGCGCAGCAAGCAGAGGAGGUGAACAUGAGUAAACAUGAGGGGUUGAGUGGAGCAGCGCAGCGAGCAGAGGAGGUGAACAUGAGUAAACAUGAGGGGUUGAGUGGAGCAGCGCAGCGAGCAGAGGAGGUGAACAUGAGUAAACAUGAGGGGUUGAGUGGAGCAGCGCAGCGAGCAGAGGAGGUGAACAUGAGUAAACAUGAGGGGUUGAGUGGAGCAGCGCAGCGAGCAGAGGAGGUGAACAUGAGUAAACAUGAGGGGUUGAGUGGAGCAGUGCAGCGAGCAGAGGAGGUGAACAUGAGUAAACAUGAGGGGUUGAGUGGAGCAGUGCAGCGAGCAGAGGAGGUGAACAUGAGUAAACAUGAGGGGUUGAGUGGAGCAGCGCAGCAAGCAGAGGAGGUGAACAUGAGUAAACAUGAGGGGUUGAGUGGAGCAGCGCAGCAAGCAGAGGAGGUGAACAUGAGUAAACAUGAGGGGUUGAGUGGAGCAGCGCAGCGAGCAGAGGAGGUGAACAUGAGUAAACAUGAGGGGUUGAGUGGAGCAGCGCAGCGAGCAGAGGAGGUGAACAUGAGUAAACAUGAGGGGUUGAGUGGAGCAGUGCAGCGAGCAGAGGAGGUGAACAUGAGUAAACAUGAGGGGUUGAGUGGAGCAGUGCAGCGAGCAGAGGAGGUGAACAUGAGUAAACAUGAGGGGUUGAGUGGAGCAGCGCAGCGAGCAGAGGAGGUGAACAUGAGUAAACAUGAGGGGUUGAGUGGAGCAGCGCAGCGAGCAGAGGAGGUGAACAUGAGUAAACAUGAGGGGUUGAGUGGAGCAGCGCAGCGAGCAGAGGAGGUGAACAUGAGUAAAAAUGAGGGGUUGAGUGGAGCAGCGCAGCGAGCAGAGGAGGUGAACAUGAGUAAACAUGAGGGGUUGAGUGGAGCAGUGCAGCGAGCAGAGGAGGUGAACAUGAGUAAACAUGAGGGGUUGAGUGGAGCAGUGCAGCGAGCAGAGGAGGUGAACAUGAGUAAACAUGAGGGGUUGAGUGGAGCAGCGCAGCAAGCAGAGGAGGUGAACAUGAGUAAACAUGAGGGGUUGAGUGGAGCAGCGCAGCAAGCAGAGGAGGUGAACAUGAGUAAACAUGAGGGGUUGAGUGGAGCAGUGCAGCGAGCAGAGGAGGUGAACAUGAGUAAACAUGAGGGGUUGAGUGGAGCAGCGCAGCGAGCAGAGGAGGUGAACAUGAGUAAACAUGAGGGGUUGAGUGGAGCAGCGCAGCGAGCAGAGGAGGUGAACAUGAGUAAACAUGAGGGGUUGAGUGGAGCAGUGCAGCGAGCAGAGGAGGUGAACAUGAGUAAACAUGAGGGGUUGAGUGGAGCAGUGCAGCGAGCAGAGGAGGUGAACAUGAGUAAACAUGAGGGGUUGAGUGGAGCAGCGCAGCGAGCAGAGGAGGUGAACAUGAGUAAACAUGAGGGGUUGAGUGGAGCAGCGCAGCGAGCAGAGGAGGUGAACAUGAGUAAACAUGAGGGGUUGAGUGGAGCAGCGCAGCGAGCAGAGGAGGUGAACAUGAGUAAACAUGAGGGGUUGAGUGGAGCAGUGCAGCGAGCAGAGGAGGUGAACAUGAGUAAACAUGAGGGGUUGAGUGGAGCAGUGCAGCGAGCAGAGGAGGUGAACAUGAGUAAACAUGAGGGGUUGAGUGGAGCAGUGCAGCGAGCAGAGGAGGUGAACAUGAGUAAACAUGAGGGGUUGAGUGGAGCAGCGCAGCGAGCAGAGGAGGUGAACAUGAGUAAACAUGAUGGGUUGAGUGGAGCAGCGCAGCAAGCAGAGGAGGUGAACAUGAGUAAACAUGAGGGGUUGAGUGGAGCAGCGCAGCAAGCAGAGGAGGUGAACAUGAGUAAACAUGAGGGGUUGAGUGGAGCAGUGCAGCGAGCAGAGGAGGUGAACAUGAGUAAACAUGAGGGGUUGAGUGGAGCAGUGCAGCGAGCAGAGGAGGUGAACAUGAGUAAACAUGAGGGGUUGAGUGGAGCAGUGCAGCGAGCAGAGGAGGUGAACAUGAGUAAACAUGAGGGGUUGAGUGGAGCAGUGCAGCGAGCAGAGGAGGUGAACAUGAGUAAACAUGAGGGGUUGAGUGGAGCAGUGCAGCGAGCAGAGGAGGUGAACAUGAGUAAACAUGAGGGGUUGAGUGGAGCAGUGCAGCGAGCAGAGGAGGUGAACAUGAGUAAACAUGAGGGGUUGAGUGGAGCAGUGCAGCGAGCAGAGGAGGUGAACAUGAGUAAACAUGAGGGGUUGAGUGGAGCAGCGCAGCGAGCAGAGGAGGUGAACAUGAGUAAACAUGAGGGGUUGAGUGGAGCAGCGCAGCGAGCAGAGGAGGUGAACAUGAGUAAACAUGAGGGGUUGAGUGGAGCAGCGCAGCGAGCAGAGGAGGUGAACAUGAGUAAACAUGAGGGGUUGAGUGGAGCAGCGCAGCAAGCAGAGGAGGUGAACAUGAGUAAACAUGAGGGGUUGAGUGGAGCAGCGCAGCAAGCAGAGGAGGUGAACAUGAGUAAACAUGAGGGGUUGAGUGGAGCAGCGCAGCAAGCAGAGGAGGUGAACAUGAGUAAACAUGAGGGGUUGAGUGGAGCAGCGCAGCGAGCAGAGGAGGUGAACAUGAGUAAACAUGAGGGGUUGAGUGGAGCAGUGCAGCGAGCAGAGGAGGUGAACAUGAGUAAACAUGAGGGGUUGAGUGGAGCAGUGCAGCGAGCAGAGGAGGUGAACAUGAGUAAACAUGAGGGGUUGAGUGGAGCAGCGCAGCGAGCAGAGGAGGUGAACAUGAGUAAACAUGAGGGGUUGAGUGGAGCAGCGCAGCGAGCAGAGGAGGUGAACAUGAGUAAACAUGAGGGGUUGAGUGGAGCAGCGCAGCGAGCAGAGGAGGUGAACAUGAGUAAACAUGAGGGGUUGAGUGGAGCAGCGCAGCAAGCAGAGGAGGUGAACAUGAGUAAACAUGAGGGGUUGAGUGGAGCAGCGCAGCGAGCAGAGGAGGUGAACAUGAGUAAACAUGAGGGGUUGAGUGGAGCAGUGCAGCGAGCAGAGGAGGUGAACAUGAGUAAACAUGAGGGGUUGAGUGGAGCAGUGCAGCGAGCAGAGGAGGUGAACAUGAGUAAACAUGAGGGGUUGAGUGGAGCAGUGCAGCGAGCAGAGGAGGUGAACAUGAGUAAACAUGAGGGGUUGAGUGGAGCAGCGCAGCAAACAGAGGAGGUGAACAUGAGUAAACAUGAGGGGUUGAGUGGAGCAGCGCAGCAAACAGAGGAGGUGAACAUGAGUAAACAUGAGGGGUUGAGUGGAGCAGCGCAGCGAGCAGAGGAGGUGAACAUGAGUAAACAUGAGGGGUUGAGUGGAGCAGCGCAGCGAGCAGAGGAGGUGAACAUGAGUAAACAUGAGGGGUUGAGUGGAGCAGUGCAGCGAGCAGAGGAGGUGAACAUGAGUAAACAUGAGGGGUUGAGUGGAGCAGUGCAGCGAGCAGAGGAGGUGAACAUGAGUAAACAUGAGGGGUUGAGUGGAGCAGCGCAGCAAGCAGAGGAGGUGAACAUGAGUAAACAUGAGGGGUUGAGUGGAGCAGCGCAGCAAGCAGAGGAGGUGAACAUGAGUAAACAUGAGGGGUUGAGUGGAGCAGCGCAGCGAGCAGAGGAGGUGAACAUGAGUAAACAUGAGGGGUUGAGUGGAGCAGCGCAGCAAGCAGAGGAGGUGAACAUGAGUAAACAUGAGGGGUUGAGUGGAGCAGCGCAGCAAGCAGAGGAGGUGAACAUGAGUAAACAUGAGGGGUUGAGUGGAGCAGCGCAGCGAGCAGAGGAGGUGAACAUGAGUAAACAUGAGGGGUUGAGUGGAGCAGCGCAGCGAGCAGAGGAGGUGAACAUGAGUAAACAUGAGGGGUUGAGUGGAGCAGCGCAGCGAGCAGAGGAGGUGAACAUGAGUAAACAUGAGGGGUUGAGUGGAGCAGCGCAGCGAGCAGAGGAGGUGAACAUGAGUAAACAUGAGGGGUUGAGUGGAGCAGCGCAGCGAGCAGAGGAGGUGAACAUGAGUAAACAUGAGGGGUUGAGUGGAGCAGCGCAGCGAGCAGAGGAGGUGAACAUGAGUAAACAUGAGGGGUUGAGUGGAGCAGUGCAGCGAGCAGAGGAGGUGAACAUGAGUAAACAUGAGGGGUUGAGUGGAGCAGUGCAGCGAGCAGAGGAGGUGAACAUGAGUAAACAUGAGGGGUUGAGUGGAGCAGUGCAGCGAGCAGAGGAGGUGAACAUGAGUAAACAUGAGGGGUUGAGUGGAGCAGUGCAGCGAGCAGAGGAGGUGAACAUGAGUAAACAUGAGGGGUUGAGUGGAGCAGUGCAGCGAGCAGAGGAGGUGAACAUGAGUAAACAUGAGGGGUUGAGUGGAGCAGUGCAGCGAGCAGAGGAGGUGAACAUGAGUAAACAUGAGGGGUUGAGUGGAGCAGUGCAGCGAGCAGAGGAGGUGAACAUGAGUAAACAUGAGGGGUUGAGUGGAGCAGUGCAGCGAGCAGAGGAGGUGAACAUGAGUAAACAUGAGGGGUUGAGUGGAGCAGUGCAGCGAGCAGAGGAGGUGAACAUGAGUAAACAUGAGGGGUUGAGUGGAGCAGUGCAGCGAGCAGAGGAGGUGAACAUGAGUAAACAUGAGGGGUUGAGUGGAGCAGCGCAGCAAGCAGAGGAGGUGAACAUGAGUAAACAUGAGGGGUUGAGUGGAGCAGCGCAGCGAGCAGAGGAGGUGAACAUGAGUAAACAUGAGGGGUUGAGUGGAGCAGCGCAGCGAGCAGAGGAGGUGAACAUGAGUAAACAUGAGGGGUUGAGUGGAGCAGCGCAGCGAGCAGAGGAGGUGAACAUGAGUAAACAUGAGGGGUUGAGUGGAGCAGUGCAGCGAGCAGAGGAGGUGAACAUGAGUAAACAUGAGGGGUUGAGUGGAGCAGCGCAGCGAGCAGAGGAGGUGAACAUGAGUAAACAUGAGGGGUUGAGUGGAGCAGCGCAGCGAGCAGAGGAGGUGAACAUGAGUAAACAUGAGGGGUUGAGUGGAGCAGUGCAGCGAGCAGAGGAGGUGAACAUGAGUAAACAUGAGGGGUUGAGUGGAGCAGUGCAGCGAGCAGAGGAGGUGAACAUGAGUAAACAUGAGGGGUUGAGUGGAGCAGUGCAGCGAGCAGAGGAGGUGAACAUGAGUAAACAUGAGGGGUUGAGUGGAGCAGUGCAGCGAGCAGAGGAGGUGAACAUGAGUAAACAUGAGGGGUUGAGUGGAGCAGUGCAGCGAGCAGAGGAGGUGAACAUGAGUAAACAUGAGGGGUUGAGUGGAGCAGUGCAGCGAGCAGAGGAGGUGAACAUGAGUAAACAUGAGGGGUUGAGUGGAGCAGUGCAGCGAGCAGAGGAGGUGAACAUGAGUAAACAUGAGGGGUUGAGUGGAGCAGUGCAGCGAGCAGAGGAGGUGAACAUGAGUAAACAUGAGGGGUUGAGUGGAGCAGUGCAGCGAGCAGAGGAGGUGAACAUGAGUAAACAUGAGGGGUUGAGUGGAGCAGUGCAGCGAGCAGAGGAGGUGAACAUGAGUAAACAUGAGGGGUUGAGUGGAGCAGUGCAGCGAGCAGAGGAGGUGAACAUGAGUAAACAUGAGGGGUUGAGUGGAGCAGUGCAGCGAGCAGAGGAGGUGAACAUGAGUAAACAUGAGGGGUUGAGUGGAGCAGUGCAGCGAGCAGAGGAGGUGAACAUGAGUAAACAUGAGGGGUUGAGUGGAGCAGUGCAGCGAGCAGAGGAGGUGAACAUGAGUAAACAUGAGGGGUUGAGUGGAGCAGUGCAGCGAGCAGAGGAGGUGAACAUGAGUAAACAUGAGGGGUUGAGUGGAGCAGUGCAGCGAGCAGAGGAGGUGAACAUGAGUAAACAUGAGGGGUUGAGUGGAGCAGUGCAGCGAGCAGAGGAGGUGAACAUGAGUAAACAUGAGGGGUUGAGUGGAGCAGUGCAGCGAGCAGAGGAGGUGAACAUGAGUAAACAUGAGGGGUUGAGUGGAGCAGUGCAGCGAGCAGAGGAAGUGAACAGCAGGGAAGGAGUGGCACAGCACUUGGAGUUAUGCCUGGGGUCUAUAAAAUAUAUUCUGGCACUUUCUGGCCAAUUUUCCACAUGCAUAUCCUCGCCGUUUCUCCUCAUCUCGGUCCUCUUCCCGUUUUUCCCAAUGGCUGCCGAAUCGCCUGACAGCCAUCCGGCAGGACCCCCGCCCACGAUCCUCACGCGGGACAAACAGGGCCUCUCGCUAUUGUCUCACGUUACUGCAUCGCAGGUCGAGCCGAUCGCCGCCGUUCAGAAUCUCCCCUGCUCGCAGGCCAAGUUCAGCCCAGAUGGGACCCUCGUGGCCGUCGCAGCAGCGGGCGGCGGCGUUCGUCUCAUUCACGUGCCGUCCGGCGAGCAGCGGCUGCACAUGCCUCUGGAGGGUGUGCAGGCGCUCGCCUUCUCACCCCGGGGUUCCUAUCUGCAGGUGUUUCAACGGCCCUCAGCACCAGCGGGGGGCGGGCAGGCAGAGCCCAAUCUGACGGUGCGGCGGGUGAGCGACGGGGAGGUGGUGUGGCGGCAGGUGCAGAAGACGUUCAAUUCUGCCGCAUGGCCGAGCUUGCAGUUCAGCGCAGAUGAGUCUGUGGCUUGCCGCCCGGUGAACAACGAGGUGCAACUGUUCACCGGCGCUGACCUGGCGGCUGUCGCGGCCGCCCGGCUCAAGGUGCCCGGGAUGACGUCAGCACAGCUUGCGCCCUCGCCCCCGUCUCACAUCGCUGUGUUCGCCCCUGAGGCCAAGGGAGCGCCAGCCAGUGUGCGGAUAUUCACGCGAGACAGCGCCACCCCAUCCUCCUCCUCUGCCUCCCCACCCGCCCCCAUAGCACGACGCAGCUUCUUCAAGUGCAGUGCGGUGCGGCUGGUGUGGAACGUGGGGACCACUGCUGUGCUGGCAUGGACGCACUCUGACGUGGACAAGACCAAUCAGAGCUACUACGGCGAGUCGGGACUGCACUUCCUGGCGGCUGAUGGGAGCUUUGAGGGCGCCGUGCCUCUAUCGAAGGAGGGGCCGAUACACGACGUGAAGUGGUCGCCCAAUGGGAAGGACUUUGUGGUGGUGCAUGGAUUCAUGCCAGCCAAGGCCACACUCUUCGAUAAUCGCUGCAAGCCCCUCUUUGAUUUUGGCUCCGGCCCGCGCAACUUGGUUCGCUGGAGUCCCCACGGCCGAUUUAUUUGUCUUGCUGGCUUCGGCAAUCUUCCUGGUGACGUUGAGGUGUGGGAGCGCACACGACUGAAGCAGCAGGGGAAGGCCAAGGCGCCGUGCGGCGUGUCAGCUGAGUGGAGCCCCGACGGCCGGCACAUCCUUGUCGCCACCACUGCACCCCGUCUGCAGGUUGACAACGGCUUCAAGGUGUUCAAGUAUGACGGAUCUCUGCUGCUGCACCGACCGUACGGCCUGCUCUACCAGGCGGAGUGGGCGCCAGCACCAGAGGGCGUGUAUGCUGACCGCCCUCCCUCGCCUCGCUCUGCCAAGAGAGACCAAGCCUCACCAGGCGUAGUGCAGCCACCAGCCAGCAAGCCAGCACCCUACCGCCCACCCAACGCUGCCCUCAUGACCUCCACCUUCAGAGCACAGAUGUCAGGCGAGGAUGACAAGCCGCACAAGAUCGGCGCUCCAAAGAAGUACAUCCCCCCUGGGGCGGAGUCAGCAGAACCAUCCAAGAGUGCCAAGAAGAACGCCAAGAAGCGUGAGGCUGCUAAGGCCAAGAAGGAGGCUGCUUCACCUGAUCAGGCUAGUCAAGGCAAACAGGCGAACCAGCAGGCAGCCAGUGUUGCAGGGCUCAGCAUUGAUGACCAUCCCAAGGCACAGCAGGAGCAGCAACCAGCACCACAGCCACAAGGACAAGGCACCGACGAGGCAGCAGAGAAAGCAAAGAGAGUGCGCAACCUGGGGAAGCGGCUGCGGCAGAUUGAGGAGCUCAAGGCGCGAGUGGCAGCAGCAGGGGGCAGCACGGCAGGGCUGGAUGCGGCUCAGCGAGAGAAGCUGGAGCAGGAGGCAGCAGUGAGAGCCGAGCUGGCAUCUUUUCAGGGGUAG
Messenger RNA from Closterium sp. Yama58-4, 10934 nucleotides. NCBI's taxonomy places the organism in Eukaryota, Viridiplantae, Streptophyta, Zygnematophyceae, Desmidiales, Closteriaceae. The record is from the annotation of a GenBank genome assembly.